AAAACGGUUGAGAAAAAUAACGACCGAAGAAGAAUCGCAGCAGUCCUGAAGGAACAAUCGCGCUUGAAAGCAAAACAAAAAUCCAACUGCCACCUCGGGAGGACGCGCGUUGUUUUGUGUAACUUCGAAUGUUUCCGCGAGAUUUUCGUUUCGUCUAGUUUAUUUAAGUUUUGGUUAAGAUUCUAGUGAAAAUAGUGGAUUGACGAUAAGGAAAGGAAGAAACGCGCGCACACGCGAUGGAAUACCGUGCGUUCUACAAAAACGCGUCCCGCGGACAAUCCGGCCGGCUGAAGGACAGCAACAGCCAAGCGAUCCGCUCGAAGAGGGAAAGUUCCCGGCAGGAUCUACACUUUACCAACCGUAAUCUGAACGCAUCGUCGGAUCUUGACGAUGAAAACAACGACGAUGCACCGCUGUUCCGAAAGACGCCUCUUCUUAAGGUGCAACCUCCGUCGGAGGGCAAGAAACGCCGCAGGUCCCACCAGGAGAACGAAGAAGACAAGGAAAAUGUCAUGCGGACCAAGUACGAGGAACGACUGGCCAGGCUACGGAAGUACAAAGAGGAAAAGGCCAAGUCGAAGAUCAGUUCCGCCGUCAAGAAGAAACCGUUCGUUUCCGUUGUUCCGAAGAACAACCUGGUCAACAGGGAGUACGAGAAGAACCUGUUCAAAAAGUCCGAGCAAGAGCUCAAGAAGAUGGCCGAGAAGCGCAAGCUGCUAACGCCAGCGGCCAAACAUGCCACACCUCGGGUGGACACCCGCCGCAGGGAACCACUCGGAAACGCAGCCGUCGAACAGGACCGCGCCCGGCGGAACAUUUUGAACGUCAAAACGCCAGCCUCGGUCAAGCUGGCCCAGCCCAAGGUGGACACGUGGCGUCGGGGUGCGACGCCGUCGAACGAAAUCAAGCUGAGAGUUAACACGGCAACGGUGACCAAGUCCAGAACGGCAACGAAGACCACGACGACGGCGACAACGAAGGGAGCAGGAAGAAACAAACUGCCCACGGUGGCUGCACCGGCGACGACGACGACGAAAACAGCUGCGACUGCUGCUUCCAGCAAGAAGGGUGCCACGGCGAAGAUCAUUGCAGGAGCGACGGGAUUCACGACCUACCAAAAAGUCCGCUCGGGCCAAAAGUCCACCCAGUUCAACUUCAAGUUCGCCAACGACGGCCAAAUGAUCACGUCGACGAACCGCAAGAAGAAAUCGCUGGAAAAGCUGUUCCGCGCAAACGCUCCCCAGCACCUGCAGAUCACUCACUUUUCCCCGAAGGCCCACCCACCAUCUACCGUGCGUGAUGGUAACGAAGACGACGACGACAUCUUUGCAGGCAUCAGCCCGAUCGACGUGGACACGCCGACCCCGAAGAAGAAGGUGCUCGACACGGAGCAGCUGGCGAUCGUGAAGCGCGAGAUUCGACGCCGCUCGUUCGUGUUCAAGGUGGAGGACGUCAAGCAGGAGGCGAAGGACGAGUGGGAACCGCAGGUGAUUACGAUCUCGGACGACUCGGACUACAGUCCGAACGGGGCGAACGGGUCGUUUACGGUGAAAGAGGUUAAGAAGGAAGGUGGUGAGUUUGAUCGACGACCGACGAUCGUGGAUUCGCCCAGGUUGAUUGGCAGUGGAAGGAAGUCGUUGACCGGGCGGCCGUCGUUGAUCUUUGUGGAGCAGGAUAAUGUGGUGGCUGAGCCCCAGGUGGAGGUGAUCGCGAAUCCGGAUGCGACGCAGAUUCUCUCCCGCCAGGAUUCGCUGGUGUUUGUUGAGGAGGAUCAACAGGUAGAGGAAGAGCCGGCGGCGAAGGUAGUGCCGACGAUCGAGGUGUUUGACUCGCCGAAGCGGGUUGGUAUGGCGGGUAGUCCUUCGCGGCGUCUCUCGGGAACUCCGCGAAUGAGUUUCGUUGAAGAGGACGUUGUGGCGGGGGGUAAGCCACUGCCGGAGGCCAAUUUGGCGACGUUGUUGCUGAACAAGCAGGAUGGAAAGCGUCGCAGCAGUGGAGGAAGUCGACGAUCGUCGUUGAACACGUUCCGCGAGGAGGAUCAACCGCCGUCGGACGUGCGGGAGAAGGUUGUGUUUUACUACAAUCUUGUGGACAAGGAGCUGAAGCGGCUGCAAGAGUUGUGCGAUCUGUACAAGGACGAUGCGGACGAUGAGACGAUCGACGAGAACAGCAAGGGAUUGAUCAUUGCGGCGAUGGGUCAAACGAACAUCCUGAUCAACAAGAAGCUGUCCAAGUUUAAGGAGCUGGUCGGGCAUUACGAGCGUAGCUGGGCGGACCAGAAGGUUCGCACGGACGAUCUGGACGGGUUCUGGCUGAUGGUUUCGCUGGAUCUUGAAAAUCUCGAUCGUCGCUUCGAGGAGCUUCGUGUGCUGAAGGACAACGACUGGAAAGAGGUCGUAGAACAGCCAAAGGUCAAGAAGAUCGCUGGCGGUGGUGGGAUCAAGAAGCGUGACAAGAAACCGAUGAAGACCAAGGCCAGCGGGUUGGCCGACCUGAUCAAGAAGGCUCGCGAGGAAGCGAAGCGCAAGAAGAUGAUGGAAGUUGCGCUGACGGAGACAGUCACGGUUGUUACGCCGGUGAAGCGCUCGGUUAGAAUCGCGACCACUCCUCGACGAAGCAGCAUAGCUCGGAACAGCAUCUGCACCGGGUGCACUCCGACGGCGGUCGCCAGCGGGGGCAAGAAAUCCCGCAAGACGAUCUUCAACGAUCACACCCUGCGCCGCCAAGAAAUCGUCAAAUCCAUCCUGAAGACCCCCAGUGAGAAGCGGCGCGCCAAGAGUGUGCUCUUUCUCGAUUCCGGCCUUGACACGCCGGAGGUUCGCCGCUCCAACGGCGGCGGUCGCAAAAUCAUCCACACGCCCAAGCCCAAGAUCACCUUCAACGAGGAGCUCGAAGUUGAGGACGUGGAAACGAUCUCGCUGACGACGCCGUUCAAGCUGGACGAGGAGAUCCGCAAGCGACGGCGCAGCUCGAUGUUUGUGCCGGUUCCGGCGGUGGAGCCGGAGGAGGAGCCAUCUCACGGUUGCUGCUCGGGACCGAGCCGGCGGAAGACGCUCCGAUUUGACGCGGAAGAACCGCAGGACGAAGCUCAGGAUCAAAUCACCGCGCCGAUUGCGUUCGAUCAGGGACGAAAGGACAAAUCGAAGCGAACGACGCGAGGCAAAAGCAAAGGGAAGGUCUCGUUCCUGUGAGGGGACACAAUUGUACACACUUCCGGAAAUUAAGUUUAUUUGUGCCACUUAAGUUUUUUUCGUUUUGACUCUCUUUAUUCGUACGUACCUCUUUAACUUUAAACAUAUUUUCAACGCAAAUUGUUCAUUUUGAUAGUAUUUUCGAAUAAUACAAAACUGAGAAAAUU
Messenger RNA from Culex pipiens pallens (northern house mosquito), 3358 nucleotides. RefSeq lists its product as uncharacterized. The record is from RefSeq and is a predicted model, not a curated record. Bases 237 to 3191 code for a protein of 984 amino acids. The transcript has 4 exons. Lineage: Eukaryota; Metazoa; Arthropoda; Insecta; Diptera; Culicidae. Gene Ontology annotation, biological process: signaling.